This is a messenger RNA of Bufo gargarizans (Asiatic toad), 1275 nucleotides long. RefSeq names its product nmrA-like family domain-containing protein 1. The transcript has 5 exons. Lineage: Eukaryota; Metazoa; Chordata; Amphibia; Anura; Bufonidae. The record is from RefSeq and is a predicted model, not a curated record. The coding region runs from base 94 to 993 and encodes 299 amino acids.
GGAGAGGAGGGGAGAGAGUUGCCUGAGCGUCCUUAUAUACGCAGCUCCACUCUGCUCGCAGCCAUAUCCUGCAGAGGACACUACACCUGCACCAUGUCCUGCAAGAAAGUCAUUGUAGUCUUUGGAGCCACAGGAGCACAGGGCGGAUCAGUCGCUGCAGCGCUCCUGGAAGAAGGCACCUUUGCAGUCAGGGCAGUGACUCGCGAUCCCAGCAAGUCGGCAGCCGUGAAGCUGAAGGAGGCCGGAGCGGAGGUCGUGUCUGCGGAUCUGGACAAUGAGAAAAGCCUGGAGGCCGCGCUGGGCGGAGCUUAUGGAGCGUUCGUGGUCACCAACUUCUGGGAGCAUUUCAGCAAGGACAAAGAGGUCGCCCAGGGUAAACUGAUUGCAGAUGUGUCCAAGCGCCUUGGUCUGCAGAUUGUGGUCUUCAGCGGCUUGGAGAAUGUGAAGAAACGGACAGGGGGGAAGCUGGAUGUGCUGCAUUUUGAUGGGAAAGGGGAGGUUGAGGAAUACUUCAGAGAGAUUGGGGUCCCCAUGACCAGCGUCCGGCUCCCCAGUUACUACGAGAAUCUGCUGACCUUCUUCAGGCCCCAGAAGAACAAGGACAGCGACAGCUACUCUUUAGCCAUCCCGAUGGGUGAUACUCUCCUGGAUGGGAUGUCAGUAAAAGAUUUGGGUGGCGUUGUUGUCAGUAUCCUGAAGUCGCCAUCGCAGUACGCAGGCAAGGACAUCGGACUGAGCACAGACAAGCUGACGGUGGCACAGUACGCUGCCAUAAUGUCCAAAGUCUCCGGCAAAGACAUUCGAGACGCCAAGAUCACCCCUGAAGCGUACGAGAAGCUCGGCUUCCCCGGAGCAGAAGAGCUCGCCAACAUGUUCCGAUUCUACUUGCUGAAGCCUGAUCGGGAUGUGGCGCUCACCUUAAAGCUCAACCCCAAGGCCAAGAAGUUCCAGCAAUGGGCGGAAGAGAACAAGGAGACGCUCAAGGGCUUUUGAAGUCACCAAGAUUGCCUGAAAGAGAAAAAGACUGAAAAACCGGGCAACAUCGGGGCUGAUUUCACAAAACUAGUGCAUGAAAAAUGCGUAACCAUAGCAGCCACUCGGCCUAUUAUUAAGAACGCCCCCUUCCUAUAGGCCACGCCCCUCCUACUCCAGUUCUGUUAAAUCUACGCAAUGUUGUCUGGACAAACUGUGAAGCACUGACAUUUUUUUGUGAUGAGAUCCAUGGCUCUCCUCCACUUUUCUGUAUUCGUAUAUUAAUAAAAUAAUUCUUCUGAA